CACUUAUAAAGUGCAACUCCCCAUCACCGCGCAUUCCAGUCUAACUUAUAUCCCUUUCCACGUAGGCUCGUCCGUCAGCGUCCUCUUUCUUCCUCUUCCCCGGUCCCAUAGCCCGCCAUGGCGUCGUCUUCCGAUGUCCUCAUCCUCGCGGUCGGACUGGUUCUCGCUGCAGUCUAUCUGUUCCGGGACCAGCUAUUCUCUGCCUCCAAACCCAAGUCUGCCCCGGUCGCUGCCCCCAAGGGGGGUGCCGGAUCUGGAAACCCUCGGGACUUUGUGGCUAAGAUGAAGGAAGGCAAAAAACGAGUUGUUAUAUUCUACGGCUCUCAGACCGGAACCGCGGAGGAAUACGCCAUUCGCCUUGCAAAGGAGGCAAAGUCCAAGUUUGGCCUUGCAUCCCUUGUGUGCGACCCGGAAGAGUACGACUUCGAGACCCUCGAUCAAAUCCCGGAGGACUGCUGCGUCUUCUUUGUGAUGGCGACCUAUGGCGAGGGCGAGCCGACGGACAAUGCCGUCACGCUUUGCCAGAAUCUUUCCGACGAGUCCUUUGAGUUUUCGAACGGCGAGCACAAGCUACCUGACCUCAAAUACGUCGUCUUCGGCCUCGGUAACAGGACAUACGAGCACUAUAAUCUCAUCUCGAGGAAUGUUGACCGGGACCUGUCGAAGAUGGGUGCCAUCCGCAUCGGUGAGCGCGGAGAGGGCGAUGACGAUAAGAGUAUGGAGGAGGACUACCUAGAGUGGAAGGACGCUAUGUGGGAGGCGUUCGCACUGGCCAUGGGCGUCGAAGAGGGACAGGGUGGUGACACUCCUGACUUCACUGUCACCGAGGUCGAAGACCACCCACCAGAGAAGGUGUAUCUCGGUGAACUAUCUGCCCGUGCACUGACACGUUCGAAGGGUAUCCACGAUGCAAAGAACCCGUACCCGGCUCCCAUUACAGUUGCACGCGAGCUCUUUCAACAGAGCGCCGAUCGCAACUGCAUUCACGUCGAAUUCAACACGGAAGGUUCUGGUAUCACGUAUCAGCACGGCGACCACGUCGGUGUCUGGCCGUCCAACGCGGAGAACGAGGUGCAACGGCUAUUAUGCGCUCUUGGCUUGGUUGAGAAGAAGGACAAGGUGAUCAACAUCGAGUCCCUCGACCCUGCUCUGGCAAAAGUACCGUUCCCCGUCCCUACUACCUACAUCACGGUCCUCCGCCACUACAUCGACGUCAGCGCUGUUGUUGGUCGUCAGAUUCUCGGAGUCAUGAGCAAGUUCGCACCCACGCCCGAGGCGGAGGCCUUCCUCAAAAACCUCAACACUAACAAAGAGGAGUUUGCGACCGUCGUCACCAAUGGCUGUCUCAAGCUUGGCGAGGUUCUGCAGCUGGCUGUCGGCAACGAUCUCGCUGUAGAGCCCACGCCGGAGAACACGACUGCGUGGUCGAUUCCCUUCGACAUCAUCGUCUCAUCCAUCCCACGUCUCCAGCCGCGCUACUAUUCGAUCUCCUCCAGCCCGAAGCUCUACGCGAACUCAAUCCACGCCACCGUCGUUGUCCUUGCCUACGAGACGAUCGAGAGCGAGAAGGUCAAGCAGCGCUGGGUGCACGGUGUUGGCUCUAACUUCUUACUCAACCUCAAAUUUGCUGCCACCGGUGAGAAUGCCGCUGUGCUUUCAGACAAGAGUCAUAUCCAACACGCUGCGGCCGCGCUGACGCCAAAGUACGCGAUUGAGGGGCCGCGUGGUGCUUACAAGCAGGAUGCGAUCUACAAGGCGCCUGUUCAUGUCCGACGAUCGACAUUCCGACUGCCGACAAACCCCAAGAGCCCGGUGAUUAUGAUUGGUCCCGGAACUGGUGUCGCACCCUUCCGUGGAUUCGUGCAGGAACGUGUCGCCAUGGCGCGCCGCACGAUCGAGAAGAACGGUGUGGAGGGUCUCGCGGACUGGGGUAACAUCCGCCUGUACUUCGGCUGCCGGCGCUCCGAUCAGGACUUCUUGUACAAAGAAGAGUGGCCUGAGUACGCGGGGGAGCUCCAUGGAAAGUUCACGAUGCGCUGUGCCUUCUCGCGGGAACCACCAUACAAGCCGGACGGCAGCAAGAUCUACGUGCAGGACCUACUGUGGGAGGACCACGAGGAGAUCGCAGAUGCGAUCCUCAAUGGCAAGGGGUACGUUUACAUCUGCGGUGACGCGAAGAGCAUGAGCAAGGCGGUCGAGGAGACGCUGUGCCGGAUAUUGGGUGAGGCGAAGGGUGGUACCGCGGAGGUCGAGGGUGCGGCGGAGGUGAAGCUCCUGAAGGAGCGCAGCCGCAUGCUGUCGGAUGUGUGGAGUUGA
Molecule: messenger RNA, 2316 nt
Organism: Postia placenta MAD-698-R-SB12
Lineage: Eukaryota; Fungi; Basidiomycota; Agaricomycetes; Polyporales; Adustoporiaceae
Exons: 4
Coding region: 118-2316 (732 amino acids)
Cellular component (GO): cytosol
Molecular function (GO): NADPH-hemoprotein reductase activity; FMN binding; flavin adenine dinucleotide binding
Source: RefSeq, a predicted model, not a curated record